GGAUUUCACAAUUGAAUCCCACCCACAUCUCGUCUCCUCUCUUCUCUCUGUUCUGUGUUUGGGUCUUACCAGUUGAGUCUAGAGAGUUCGGAGAGAAUGAAGGUUCCUUACAUUGCAGCGGCGUGUGUCAUGGUCGUGAUGCUGCUGCUGAGCGGAGGCCAAGUUCCAGUGGCUGCGGUCACUUGUAAUGCGUCGCAGCUGAGCGUUUGUGCGAACGCGAUACUGCUGUCACAAGCACCAACCAAGACGUGUUGCGACAGACUUGAGCAACAGAGGCCAUGCCUAUGCACUUAUAUCAAGGACCCUAGUCUUCAGAGGUUUGUUAGCUCUCCCAACGCCAAGAAGGUAGCCAGCACCUGUGGCGUCCCCUACCCCCAGUGUUAAAAUCUUAGUAGAGAAAUAAAGGAAUAAGCUGGGCUCGAUCUUCACCACCAUAUCACCAUCACUUAGUCAUGUGUGUAGUAAUUUAGUUUUCCCUGUCUGAGUUCUUUGAUCUAAUAGUGGUACUGAGAGUAUGAUAAUAAUUCUUAGAGUGCUAGUUGCUGUAUUCUUAUGGGUGGGUGGUAGCUUAUGGAAUCUCUGCUACUUCUCCUUCUGUAAUACAAUAAUGUUCUAGUAAUGGUGAGAUAUCAUCUUUCUUCGUC
Macadamia integrifolia is the source of this 644-nucleotide messenger RNA. Its product is annotated as non-specific lipid-transfer protein 2-like. Gene Ontology annotation, biological process: lipid transport. The coding region runs from base 97 to 384 and encodes 95 amino acids. Lineage: Eukaryota; Viridiplantae; Streptophyta; Magnoliopsida; Proteales; Proteaceae. The record is from RefSeq and is a predicted model, not a curated record. The transcript has a single exon.